GACCGGGUUUGGAGUCUUGAGAUCCGUUCAUCGCCGUCGUCCUCGACAAGAUCCGCCACCUUAUAUACCUCGGCCGGCGUCGCCGCUAGGGUUAUUUCCCUCUUCGGCUGUCGAGCACCGGCAACGAGUGGUGGUCUUAUUUUUGUGGCGGCGCUAGGGCCUCGUCCUCUCCAUCAUGGCCGAUCGGUUAACCCGUAUCGCUAUCGUUAGCUCUGAUCGAUGCAAACCAAAGAAGUGCCGACAGGAGUGCAAGAAGAGUUGCCCUGUCGUGAAAACAGGAAAACUUUGCAUAGAAGUAACUCCAGCCUCAAAGAUUGCUUUCAUAUCUGAAGAGUUAUGCAUUGGAUGUGGUAUCUGUGUUAAGAAAUGCCCUUUUGAGGCCAUUCAGAUUAUCAAUCUACCAAAGGACUUAGACAAAGACACGACCCACCGUUAUGGACCAAAUACAUUUAAAUUGCACAGGUUGCCAGUUCCAAGACCUGGACAAGUUCUGGGCUUGGUUGGGACAAAUGGUAUUGGAAAGUCUACUGCACUUAAAGUGUUGGCUGGGAAGUUGAAGCCCAACUUGGGUAGAUUCAACAAUCCUCCUGAUUGGCAGGAAAUUUUAACAUAUUUCCGUGGCUCUGAGCUUCAGAAUUAUUUUACUCGUAUACUGGAGGACAAUCUAAAGGCAAUCAUCAAGCCGCAGUAUGUUGAUCACAUUCCAAAAGCUGUUCAAGGUAAUGUUGGACAGGUGCUUGACCAAAAAGAUGAGAGAGAGAUGAAAGCAGAACUUUGUAAUGGCCUAGAAUUGAAUCAAGUUAUUGAUCGAAAUGUGGGGGACUUAUCUGGUGGAGAGUUGCAAAGAUUUGCUAUUGCUGUGGUUGCCAUACAAAAUGCAGAGAUUUAUAUGUUUGAUGAGCCAUCAAGUUAUCUUGAUGUGAAGCAGAGGCUUAAAGCAGCUCAAGUUAUCCGUUCCCUACUUAGACCUAACAGCUAUGUGAUUGUUGUGGAGCAUGAUCUCAGUGUAUUGGACUACUUGUCCGAUUUUAUUUGUUGUCUCUAUGGAAAGCCAGGAGCUUAUGGAGUUGUUACACUACCCUUCUCUGUACGAGAAGGAAUCAACAUUUUUUUGGCUGGUUUUGUUCCUACAGAAAAUCUUCGGUUUCGAGACGAAUCACUUACAUUUAAGGUUGCUGAGACUCCUCAAGAAAGUGCUGAGGAGAUUCAGACAUACCAACGAUAUAAAUAUCCUACCAUGAGUAAAACCCAAGGGAAUUUCAAGCUUAAAGUGAUCGAGGGUGAAUUUACAGAUUCUCAGAUCAUUGUAAUGCUGGGUGAGAAUGGGACUGGGAAGACAACAUUUAUUCGGAUGCUGGCUGGAUUGCUGAAGCCGGAUACUGUGGAAGAUUCAGAUGUUGAGAUGCCUGAAUUUAAUGUUUCAUAUAAGCCUCAGAAAAUUAGUCCUAAGUUUCCAUCUACAGUGAGACACUUGCUGCAUCAAAAAAUUCGCGAUUCAUAUAUGCAUCCGCAAUUUGUGUCUGAUGUUAUGAAACCAUUGCAAAUUGAGCAAUUGAUGGACCAAGAAGUUGUGAACCUUUCUGGUGGAGAAUUGCAAAGAGUAGCAUUGUGUUUGUGUCUUGGAAAGCCAGCAGAUAUUUAUCUGAUAGAUGAACCAAGUGCUUAUCUUGAUUCGGAGCAGCGCAUUGUCGCCUCAAAGGUGAUAAAGAGAUUUAUCCUUCAUGCCAAGAAAACUGCCUUCAUCGUUGAGCAUGAUUUCAUCAUGGCAACCUACCUGGCUGAUAAGGUCAUUGUGUAUGAGGGAAGGCCCUCUAUAGAUUGCACUGCAAAUGCACCUCAGUCUUUGGUAUCCGGGAUGAACUUGUUCUUAUCUCAUCUUGAUAUCACUUUCAGACGAGAUCCAACUAAUUACAGGCCCAGGAUAAACAAGUUGGACUCUACCAAAGACCGAGAACAGAAAGCUGCAGGAUCUUAUUAUUACCUCGAUGAUUGAUCAUCAUUCUUGUGCACGAUGGCCAUUGUCUGUUUGCUUUUGUGAACAUUGGUGUGCAUUUCUUUGGCAAGUAACCAAGUGUGUGCAAAGCAUGAAUCCUGGUGUCUAUGCACAAACUUCUGUUGCCGUGCUAACGUUUCCCUGAUGCACUCUACCGCUGGCUCUUUAUCUUCCCCCUUUAUUUGGAUCCUGAAGAUAGAAAAUGUGGCAUAAGCAGCGUAUUCAAUAAGGCAACAGUGGUUUUCUUUCGUGAUUUAUGUUCAUAGUUUGUAACUCGAGACAUCACCGGUGCUGCGAGCAUCUGGUCGAGUUCUUUCUCCAACCAACUUGAUCAUAUGACAUGGCUAAACUCCUGGUUUUCUGUAAUGAGCAAUAUUUUGCCUUGGUUGUCCCAAAGAAGAUAUCUUUUGAGCGGCCACUUUGGUGCUAUAAAUUAAAUGGAGGCUGUAAUUUUGUUGGGGCACUGCAGCAUUAGUUAUUUUGUUAUGAUUUCA
Molecule: messenger RNA, 2487 nt
Organism: Musa acuminata subsp. malaccensis (wild Malaysian banana)
Lineage: Eukaryota; Viridiplantae; Streptophyta; Magnoliopsida; Zingiberales; Musaceae
Product: ABC transporter E family member 2
Biological process (GO): ribosomal subunit export from nucleus; translational initiation; translational termination
Molecular function (GO): ribosomal small subunit binding; ATP binding; ATP hydrolysis activity
Source: RefSeq, a predicted model, not a curated record